Messenger RNA from Enhydra lutris kenyoni (northern sea otter), 2900 nucleotides. Its product is annotated as paralemmin 2. Gene Ontology annotation, cellular component: membrane. The transcript has 7 exons. The record is from RefSeq and is a predicted model, not a curated record. The coding region runs from base 1 to 1236 and encodes 411 amino acids. Lineage: Eukaryota; Metazoa; Chordata; Mammalia; Carnivora; Mustelidae. Gene Ontology annotation, biological process: regulation of cell shape.
AUGGCAGAGGCGGAGUUGCACAAGGAAAGGCUGCAAGCCAUAGCAGAAAAAAGAAAGACGCAGACUGAAAUAGAAGGCAAGCGCCAGCAGCUUGACGAACAGAUACUUCUGCUGCAGCAUUCCAAGUCCAAAGUGCUUCGGGAAAAAUGGCUGCUGCAGGGUAUCCCCGCCGGAACUGCCGAAGAGGAGGAAGCCAGGAGGCGGCAGUCUGAGGAGGAUGAGUUCCGAGUCAAACAGCUGGAAGAUAACAUCCAGAGGCUGGAGCAGGAAAUACAAGCGCUAGAAAGUGAAGAGUCCCAGAUAUCUGCCAAAGAGCAAAUCAUCCUAGAGAAACUAAAGGAGACAGAAAAAUCCUUUAAGGACUUUCAGAAGAGCUUCUCCAAUGCGGAUGGAGAUGCAGUAAAUUACAUUUCCUCCCAGCUCCCCGACCUGCCAAUGCUCUGUUCACGAACAGCAAAACCAUCACCUGGGCAGGACGGGACUAGCAGAGGAGCUGCUGUGUACGCCAUGGAAAUUAAUGUGGAGAAAGACAAACAAACAGGAGAGACCAAGAUUCUCUCUGCAUCCACCAUUGGCCCAGAGGGGGUCCAUCAGAGAGGAGUCAAAGUCUAUGAUGAUGGUACCAAAGUAGUGUAUGAGGUGCACUCGGGAGGCACUGUGGUAGAAAAUGGAGUGCACACGUUAAGCUCAAAGGAUGUAGAAGCACUUAUUCAGAAGGCGGGACAAUCAAGCUUCAGAGGAGGGCACGUGUCAGAAAGAACUGUGAUCGCAGACGGGAGCCUCGGCCACCCGAAGGAACCCAUGCUCUGCAAGGAAGCCAAGUUAGAAAUGGUACAUAAGUCUAGGAAGGAUCAUUCUUCCGGGACCCCAGGGCAGCAGCCCCCAGCCCCCAGCACAGAAGGGCCCGAGGCCAACUUGGAUCAGCCAGUCACCAUGAUUUUCAUGGGCUACCAGAAUAUCGAAGACGAAGAGGAGACGAAGAAGGUGCUAGGCUAUGACGAAACCAUCAAGGCGGAGUUGGUCCUCAUUGAUGAAGACGAUGAGAAGUCAUUGAGGGAGAAGACCGUGACGGACGUGUCCACCAUCGAUGGGAAUGCAGCCGAGCUUGUGUCCGGGAGGCCGAUCUCGGAUACCACAGAGCCCUCAUCCCCAGAAGGGAAAGAAGAGAGCCUGGCCACAGAGCCAGCCCCAGGUACCCAAAAGAAAAAGCGCUGUCAAUGCUGUGUUGUCAUGUGACCACUUCUUUCUUCCCUUUUCUUCUGGGCAGCCUCUGGGCUCUCCACCACUUCCGUAGACCUCACUGUACCACUAACGGCAAUACUGUCAGCUGGAAGCAAACACCUGCCUUGCCUUGCAGUUGGAUUGCUUGGGUCUCUCUUAUUUUUGUCCCCCUUUCAUUUUUCUCCAGUUUCCUCACCUGAGAGACAACGUGCAUGUGUGUGCUUCAUUCUUUCCAAGAACUUGCUUUUCCUCUAAACCUUUCCUUGUGUCUUCAAGAGUGAAUCAAUUUCUUACUGCUCGAUUGGAAUGGACUCUCCACAUCAGCCAGUUCUAUAGUAGCCUUAACUCACUUGACCGGAAUUGAACCCGUGGCCCUGGGGGUUUCCUGUUGUAGCGUGUUCCUAUAAUGUAGUCCCACAUCACCACGUCGCUGACUUCCCACUUGCCUCCCUUGCUGUGGAUCUUUGCUUUUAUAUCGUGUGUGGCAAAAUGCUGUGGGCUCUCACUGGUUGCCAGCGUGGCCAAAAGUGGACCUUAUACUUAGUCUGUUCAAUCUAGGGUGAUGCUUUUUGCUGCCUUACAUAAGCUUCCAGAUUACAGUAUUGUGCAUCUAUGACUUUCCUUCUGUUAAAACUGAAAUGACGUUGAUGUAAAAGAAAAGGAACCCAGUGCGUGUCGCAGCUGAAAUGUAGGGACUGAUUCCAUAACCCGCCCAUCAGCAGCCGUCCCUUUCUGUGGCUUACCUGAUGGACACUUUAUAUACGAAGCACCAUUUUUAAUUUUCUAAGGACAUGAAACAAACAUUGUUUUGAGCAUUCGUAGUAAUCUCUAAACUUAGGCAUAUCCAUGAGCCUUGCUUCUAUUCUCUCAGAAAAAAAAAAUGUAAAUUUUUAUAUUGUUUUCUUUUUCACGGAUAUUUUCUGAUCAUGUUAAUCUAUUUUCAACGAAGGGAUCAUUUUGAGGAGUAUCUCUGCAGUGACCGUAUUUCUAGAACAGUCUUUUUGACCAACUGUGGUUGCUACCAAGCUUCCAUUUCAUUGUGGAUGGACGGUGCUGGAACUGAAUUCACCUGUUCAUCUCCCCUUCCCACUUGAUUACAGAGCCUUACUUCUGGACUCUUUUCUUUCUGUCCCAUGAGAAAGAGAAUGUUUCCCAUAAUGUCACCAUGCAGGUUGAUCCACCCUUCAAAAUCAGCUUGAAAAUGUAAAAAAUGUGUAAGAAAGACCUGUCUUCUCCACGUUAAGUCCUUAAACUCCUUCCACAAGUACCGGCUGAGUGGCACAUAGUGGAGCUUCUUAAGGCACGUUUCUUAAACUUCUGGAGAUUUCAGAACAUCAGAGAAUAGUUUUUUGGUUGUUGUUGGUUUUUUUUUUUUAAUCUAGAACACAAUGAACAAUUUAAAUAAAUUCUUAGCAUUCUCCCAAAGCAAACAGCCAGGUGUGUAGUAAAACCAAAGGGAAGCAAUAGAGUAAAAAAAAUAAUACAGUAAUAAAAUAAAGAUGUAACAUUUUAACUGGUUUUAAUAACAGAGAUCUCUUAACCUGAAGUUAUUUGCCCAGAUGUUCAUAGCACUGUUGCAAAUCGUUCACAAAAUGUAUCUAUGUUCCAUGGAACAUAGUUUUAAAAAACAUACAAUAAGUCAUGCUCCCUCAAGUCGAACCUCUGUGGAAAGCAGACAA